AUGUCUGCUAUUGAAAAACCAGUUUUGAGAGGAUUUCUCAAACAGCGAACAAUUAAACAUGCUGUCUUGCUGGCUGGUCUAGCUAUUUUGACAACUUCAUCUGUGAAAAUUUUUGUUGGGGAAGCUCGAAAAAAGAGAUUUGAACAAUUUUACAAAACCUAUGAUCAAGAUAAAGAUUAUGUUCGUAUGAGAGAAGCAGGAGUCUUUCGCAGUGUUCCUCCAAAAGGAAACAAUGAACUGUGA
This is a messenger RNA of Helobdella robusta, 243 nucleotides long. RefSeq lists its product as hypothetical. The coding region runs from base 1 to 243 and encodes 80 amino acids. NCBI's taxonomy places the organism in Eukaryota, Metazoa, Annelida, Clitellata, Rhynchobdellida, Glossiphoniidae. The transcript has 2 exons. The record is from RefSeq and is a predicted model, not a curated record.